UAACAAUUUAUUUAAUUAACAAUGUAACACUGAUGUUACAGAAAACAAUGGGAAGAAGAACACUCAAGCCAACUAGGAAUGAAAACAAAAAAGUUUUUGAAUUAGCAUCAAUUCGCAGUUGGAAAUUAAAAAUUAAAGCACAGAAGACUUUUAAUCCAAAGAAAAUUGAUUCAAAAAAGAAUGAGACAUUAAGCAAAGAUAAACUAGCCUGGAUCAAUGUGCAUCAACUAUUUGAAGAAAUAUUGAAGAAUCAUUCUCAAGCAAAACUUGAUACUGAAAAGAAAACAAUUAAAAAAGAUACAAACUUUCUAAUAACUAUGGUUGCAUCAGCAGAAAUGAAUACAAUAACUUCAAAAGUGGAGCAUAUGCAACUUGAAUGAACAAUGAAAAAAAUAGAUAAAUAAUUAUAUAAUAGAUAGAUAAAUGUAUAAUCCAAUCCUCUGUUUUCAUUUACAUUAAAAAA
Molecule: messenger RNA, 463 nt
Organism: Camponotus floridanus (Florida carpenter ant)
Lineage: Eukaryota; Metazoa; Arthropoda; Insecta; Hymenoptera; Formicidae
Exons: 2
Coding region: 33-380 (115 amino acids)
Source: RefSeq, a predicted model, not a curated record